AUGAUAAAAGAAGCAAAUACAUAUACUUCAGUGAAUCCUGCUCCGAUCCAGCAGAUGUAUAAUUACUCAUCUACCAGGCCAGCCAUAGCCGCGGCUCUGUCAUCUGUGGCCCACACCCCCAUAGGCCAGCCUCACCAAAGGCGAUCUGCCCCUCAGACAAGUCAGCCCGCCUCCUCCAUCUUUAACAUGUCUUCAGGCCAGCCAUGCUCAUUUAAACUGUUAGAGAAGACAGCCCAUUCAGAUGCUUUGCAUGCUCCUGUUGAUGAUAACAAGCAGAGAUCUGUGCAGACCCUAAUGGCAUCGAUGAGCCCUAAAGCAAAGAACGAUCAAUUUCCUCUCAGCAACAUGUCACCGCUGCCAAAUCUCAUGCUGUUCGGAGAUGACAGCUUACCUGGCACCCACAGCGUGAUGGGGCUAACAAAAGAAAUAUUGAGGGCCAACUCUGACAGUGAAUGUGCAAAUAGCGGAAGUGGCCAUUCGGAGUCCUUGUUAGGGACUGUUGCGGAGGAAAAUGAAACUGAGGAGAAUGACAGUGUGCUAAAGAUGUUGACCGUGGGAGUUACAAAGCAGAUGGCAGAGAGCAAAGAUGAAAAGAACAGGUCCCCUUUUAUAGCACAAACCAUUGACAGGAGUAAACACCAUGCUAGUUCCACUGAGGACCUCCACUAUUUGUCUGUAUUACAGACUGGGAAACAAGCAGUAAAAAACACUAAUGAUGACAAGCGCAAUGACCUGUUCAAUGCAGAUGGCAGUGAUGACACAAAUAAUACAGUGAAAACUACCCUUGAGAAUAAUCCUCUUUCCCAGUUAGAUUAUAAUGAAACAAGCGCUCAGCCCAUCAUGUCUGCAAUUCAAAGCACUCACAAGACUGAGCAGGCAAUAGAUGAGGAUUUUGUGCCUGAUACGAAUGAUUUUGCUUCACUUGUGCUCGACACAAAUGAUCGAACUGGCACCACCGCAUUUGUUGAGUCAGAUAGUCUGCCCAAAAUACAGGCUAAUGAUGUGACGAGUAUUGCUGUUUCUGAUAGGGAUCUUCAUGCAACUGAAAAGCCACAUGAUCCUUUCACACCACAGGCCACUGCGGGUGACAACACUCCCCCUGUCGCACAAAUUCAUUUAGGAAGUCACCUUAAAGUCCACAAUAUAUCCACACAGCAAAUUGGUGACCGGAUUAUUAACGUCACUUCUGAAUUUCAGAUAAGCGCUGCUAAAACCAAAGAUUUUUUGUCUCUGGCACCAACUGCUAGCGCAAGCGGUCUCAUUGUCUCCACAGAAGCUCAUGAAUCAGCGCUGACUACUAGUGAGAGUGUGCAAUUUGUUAUUACAAAGUCAUCUCAGGCUGCACAAGCUGAACGUAUGGUACAGUCCAAUAGUCAUAAUGAGCAUUUGUCACUGAGAGAGCCUCCCACAACUGCCACUACUGGCAAACCCCCCCCUGCUGUGAGAAGAAGAAACACAACAGAAAGCCAGAGUGUAGAGCAGUCUGUGCGUGAAAUUUCUGUACAGGUGAUUGAACAAAACCAGCAUGUCCCGCCUGGUAUGCUCGCAAUAACACGCCCUACUAAUGAUCCGGGGAAGAGUGUUCAAGGUUUGUUAAAAGCUGGCCACAGAGCUAAAGGGGUACAUGACACGACGUCUACUACGGUGACAAGAGUUGAAAAUUCAUCAUUUAAAGAUAUCACAACACUGACAACAAGGAGUGCUUUUGAAUCUAAACAUCCUCAAUAUGAGAUGACUCCUACAGUACAUAGGUUGGACAGAGCAGACCAACAUAAGAAGCAAGCCUUACCUGAAACGAUACUUGGGGCUGUCAUUGAUUCUGUACCACCUAAGGGGAUCUUGCCUACAGAGACAAGCAUGACAACAGAAACAAUUGGAACAGGCGAGAUUGAUCAUAUCGCUCUAGAGACAAUGUAUAAAACACAGGCCGGAAACACAGCAGGAGAUCAUUUAAAUGCAGUGCACAGUCCUGACACAAAACCAGAAAAUGUCAACCGUAGCACUGACCGUCCUGUACCUGGAAAGGCUACACCACAGGCCACCAACAUCGACAAUGCAGUGCUUUCACCAGCCACCAGUAAGUCUGACCAUGACCACGCCACUGUUGAUGAGACUACGUCAGAAAAGGCCAAGAGUAUGACAGUUGAAACAUGGAGAGUACUUGUUGAAACUGAUCAUUUGGAGAGGAGUGGGGAACUUGUAGAGAAAACAAUUCAAAUACACUCUCACAGACAGACCUCUAAAGCUCAGGAGGCUGUUGCAACAGAGGUCACUUUAUCUGAAGUUGAAGCAACUACUGCACAUAGCACUGGAAAGACUGCGGAGUGGACACUGCUCACUGAAAAUAAUAUAAAAACACAAUUAAAUAGAGGAGCAGCCAGAGCUGAGAUAUUUAAGGCACAAAAUGCCACAAGGUCAGCGCGUGCUGUGGCUCAAGAAGAGCCAGGAGAAGAAAAGUCUGGGCGCAGGCUGUUGCUGCUGGAGCCAGAGUCUGAGUCAGAGCUGCCAAGGCUCAAACACAGGAGAAAGACCUCACCUCAUCUUUAUCUCUCUGGUGUAACGGAAGUUUCAGAUGACCUGUGUGGCAGUGGGAACUACACAGCAGAGAUGAGUCUGAACCUGGGUGGAGGUGUAGAGCCUGGGGAUUCUGUGCCCGCCCUGGGGAACCUCCGAGUGGUUAUCAACCUGAAGACAAACAACAGUCGGGUAAACCUCGAGGUCACCUCAUGUUGCCUGUCCCCAACCAUCCAGCCUGACCUCAGCAACUCUACCUGCUGCCUUUUCUCCAGGUUAGCAGCAGAGCCAGCGGGGAUCACACUGCUGCCCAGUUCCCUGUCAACCAGUGCCAGCUUCACCAUCAGUCUCUUCCAAAGGAUUAAUUACUCCGUAGUGUACCUACACUGUGAUCUCAGUGUCUGCCUGAAGAACCAAUCUGACUGUGAAAGGCAGUGCCUUCAGCAGAGGAGUGCAUUUUCCUUAGGGGGUCCAGAGGCUGUUGUUACCAAUCUCAGGAAUCGAAUAUCAUUUGGUCCCAUGUUGAAAGAAGUGAACAAUUCUACCUUCCCAGGGGAGAUAGACCCAUCAGAGCUGGACCUGGUUCUGGUCAUUGUCAGCCUGGCGGUUGGCUCCUCUCUUGUCACAGUGAUGCUGCUGCUGGUGUGGCUGGCCUACCGUCGCCGGGCAAUCUGGCUGCUCCACUCGGCAGCUCCACCACGGGCCUGCUGUGGCUGUCUGCGCCCAGGAGGCCCACAGCUAUGCAGUUGAGCUUAACACACUUCCAAUAGAGGUUGAAUGCAGCAGUUGGCCUUGGUGGAUUUCACUGGUAGCAAUUGUAAAACUGGGAAAAGAGUC
Perca flavescens (yellow perch) is the source of this 3351-nucleotide messenger RNA. RefSeq lists its product as uncharacterized. NCBI's taxonomy places the organism in Eukaryota, Metazoa, Chordata, Actinopteri, Perciformes, Percidae. The record is from RefSeq and is a predicted model, not a curated record. The transcript has 6 exons. Bases 1 to 3264 code for a protein of 1087 amino acids.